Molecule: messenger RNA, 1843 nt
Organism: Lottia gigantea (owl limpet)
Lineage: Eukaryota; Metazoa; Mollusca; Gastropoda; Lottiidae
Exons: 17
Coding region: 307-1761 (484 amino acids)
Biological process (GO): pentose-phosphate shunt; pentose-phosphate shunt, oxidative branch
Cellular component (GO): cytosol
Molecular function (GO): NADP binding; phosphogluconate dehydrogenase (decarboxylating) activity
Source: RefSeq, a predicted model, not a curated record
GUAUGAUGGUGGCUUACUAAAUGAAACUUCAGUCCAACAUAUCGACUUAUGAGUUGAUAGAAAAGAAAGAGUGCUAAGGUUGAAGACUAAAUCGCCAUAAUAAGUAAUACUGUGAGAAUCUUUGACCUAUGUAACAAUCCUCUGCAACUUUUUCAAAAAAAGAAAAGAGUUGUGGUCGUAUGAUAUCCGACUGACCCUUUACCGAAGGUGAAGGCCAUGCAAAGGUCAAUGCCUAUUACUCUAUGUAUAAUAAACCGGUAACAUCUCUUAGGUCUACCACUACAGAGUAUACAAUAAACUGGCAACAUGUCUGAGGGAAAGGCUGAUAUAGCAUUGAUAGGAUUGGCUGUCAUGGGACAGAAUCUGAUUUUGAACAUGAAUGAUCAUGGCUUUACGGUUGUAGCCUAUAACAGAACAGUAGAAAAAGUUGAAAGAUUUUUAAAGAAUGAAGCUAAGGGGACUAAGAUUAUCGGUGCCAAAUCUAUAGAAGAAAUGGUCAAGUUAUUAAAGAAACCAAGAAGAGUCAUGUUAUUAGUUAAAGCUGGAAAACCUGUUGAUGACUUCAUUGAUCAAUUGGUACCAUAUCUAGAGAAAGGUGAUAUUAUGAUUGAUGGUGGGAACUCUGAUUAUACAGAUACAAAUAGAAGAUGUAAUGCUCUAUCUGGUAAAGGUUUAUUGUUUAUUGGAAGUGGUGUUAGUGGAGGGGAAGAUGGAGCCAGAUAUGGACCUUCACUUAUGCCUGGUGGGAAUCCACAAGCUUGGCCAGCUAUAAAAGAAAUAUUUCAGUCCAUUUCAGCUAAAGUUGGCAAAGAGCCAUGUUGUGAUUGGGUUGGAGAAGAAGGAGCAGGCCAUUUUGUUAAAAUGGUACAUAAUGGUAUUGAGUAUGGUGACAUGCAGUUAUGUUGUGAAGCCUACCAUUUAAUGAAGGAUGCAUUAGGCCUGACACAUCCAGAAAUGACUAAGGCCUUUGAUGAGUGGAAUAAAGGUGAAUUGGAAUCAUUUUUGAUAGAAAUAACUAGAGAUAUUUUACAAUUUAAAGAUAAAGAUGGAGACUAUUUAGUUGAGAAAAUAAGAGAUACAGCAGGACAGAAAGGCACUGGAAAAUGGACUGCUAUAUCUUCACUAGAAUUUGGGGUUCCUGUAACAUUAAUAGGAGAAGCUGUAUUUGCUAGAUGUUUAUCAUCAUUAAAAGAAGAAAGAAUUCAGGCAUCAAAACAUAUUAGUGGACCAAAAGAAACCAAAUAUAAGGGUGAUAAACAAAGCUUUAUUGAAGACAUCAGAAAGGCCUUAUAUGCAUCAAAAAUAGUAUCAUAUGCACAAGGUUUUAUGUUAAUGAGAGAAGCAGCUAAAGAGUUUAAAUGGGAAUUAAAUUUUGGAAGUAUAGCUUUAAUGUGGAGAGGUGGAUGUAUUAUUAGAAGUGUUUUCUUGGGUAAUAUUAAACAAGCCUAUGAUAAAAAUCCAGAGCUCAGCAACUUACUGUUAGAUCAAUUCUUUAUGAACGAAGUUCAAAAAUGUCAGGAAUCCUGGAGAAAGGUUGUUGCCACUGCAGUAACAUUAGGUAUUCCAACUCCAGCAUUUAGUACUGCUCUGGCAUUCUUUGAUGGUUAUCGCAGUGAACGACUUCCAGCUAAUCUUAUUCAGGCUCAGCGUGAUUAUUUUGGCGCUCACACAUAUGAAUUAUUAUCUAAACCUGGUGAAUUUGUCCAUAAUAAUUGGACAGGUCAUGGUGGUACAGUAUCUUCUUCUACAUACCAUGUUUAAAAAUUAUUAUAUCUUAAUAGCAUAAUAAUUACUACAUUAUAUUUCUGUCUUUAAAAUGAAAAACUCAGUACUGAAACUAAUC